This is a messenger RNA of Populus nigra (black poplar), 723 nucleotides long. RefSeq lists its product as uncharacterized. The record is from RefSeq and is a predicted model, not a curated record. Lineage: Eukaryota; Viridiplantae; Streptophyta; Magnoliopsida; Malpighiales; Salicaceae. The transcript has 2 exons. Bases 172 to 537 code for a protein of 121 amino acids.
CCUGAGCCUCUCUCUCUCUCUCUCUCUGUCAACUGGGCUUGUUCCUUCUCAACAAACUGUCUGUCAUAAAUUCGGUUUCUUCAGCCUUCUCUUCGUUUUGGGCACCUUAAUUAAUAUCCCUUUUUUUUUUGUCAAACAAGAGUGGUUUUUUCAGUGCUACAGAGCUGACCCAUGGAGAACAUACUCUGUUCUGUGGACAAUAUGCAAGAAACGCCAAUUAAAAGCCUAAUUCAAUCAAAACCCAACCAUUUGGAAUGCAUAACACCAGCAAUGGAAGAUCAAGAGAUGGAUAAAAAAUCUGAGAAUUCAAGCAAAGAUUUGCGCAAAAGUGGCACCCCAGAUCCUCUCAAAGUUCCCAAGGCAUUUAAGUAUCCUGAAAGGUACAGAAGCCCAACUGAUCUUAUGAUCUCACCCAUUACGAAGGGCAUUCUUGCAAGAAACAAAAAGGGUGGGGCGCUCUUGCCACCAAGUUGGAAUCAGCCUAAGGUUCAAGAUGUAGAAACUCAGGAUGUGGUGCCUUUCAAAAUCGAGUUAUAGACGUUGGAAAAUAGAUGCUAAAUCAGAUGGAUUCUUGAGCUUUAUGAAUUUUGUCUAUAUAAAUCGUCUUCCAUUUCAUUGCAAUCAUUUCAAUCUGUUUGUAAUAACAUUAUUUAAUUCUGAAGUUCAUGGGUUGGAUCGGUUCCUCUUCUGAAGGUAAGAUCAAUAAGCAGAUGAGAUUCAAUA